UUAAAUCUGCCAAAUCCCCAGCCCAAAUCAAUUUCUUCAAGGUUGCGAAAGAUUGUGUUAUAUUCUCCUCUUUCAAUUAUUGACUGAAACCGCAACAAAAAAGAUAAAAAUUACAUCCCUAUAUUGUACAGGAGUACAUAAUGGCCCGUUCUAAGGCUUCAUCCAAGAAGCAGCAGAAGCCGCAAAAGCAACGCGGUGUUGAUUUCAAAAAAAUCAAGAGAAAGCUUGGCAGGAAGCUGCCGCCACCCAAGAAUUCUACAAAUACUGAGAUUAAAUCCAAAGCUAUUAUACUUCCAGAGCAAAGUUUGGCGUCAGAGAAGGUGGGAUUAGCUGUUAGCAAGAAGGGCUUGACUUUGAAAGAGCUUCUUCAGCAAACAUCCCAUCACAAUGCAAAAGUUCGGAAAGAUGCAUUGAUGGGAAUUAAGGAUUUAUUUCAAAAGCAUCCAGGAGAGUUAAGGUUGCACAGAUAUGCAGCUAUGGAGAAGUUACGAGAACGUGUCUGUGAUGAUGACAAACUUGUCAGAGAAACACUAUAUCAAUUAUUUAAGACUGUGAUAUUUCCUGGAUGCAAAGAGGAUACUCAAAGACCUUUUAUUUCCUUGAUGAUGGCCUAUAUUUUCAAUGCAAUGACGAAUUUAGCAAUUGAUGUUCGGUUGAUGGCUUUCAAGUUUUCUGAUCUUGUUGUGCAGUACUAUCCACCUUCCUUUUUUUUGUAUGCUGAAAAGAUUCUCCAAAAUUAUAAGGAUAUUCUUCAGAAAAACCAAUUAUACUUACAAGAUAUGGGCAAGCUCAAGAGCGCUCUUGCUGGGUUGGUACACUGCUUGUCACUCUUGCCAUGCGAAACAAGUCAAGGCUUGUGUGAAAAGAAUAUUGCUGGAGAAGGAAUAUUGCAUUCUUUUGAGUCUGAACUACCUACAGAAGUUUCAAGGUUUUCUUCCAUCACAAAGAAACUAAAGGAUCUUGUUCCAGUUUUAGUCAGCUGUUUCCAAGAAUUUGUUCCGUUGGUUCAUGGCAUGACAUCACUGGAUGCACAAUCAUUUGAUUGUAUGCAUUUUAUACUUCAAAGCAUAGAUCUAGCAUUUAGAUUUUUUGUUUAUGGAACCCACCAGGGUAAACCAGCGUUACAACCUUCUUGUGGAGGACCUGAUGCAGCAAUAUUGGAUCAAACUAUAUUGUCGGUAUUGUUGAAAAAGUUAUUCAGUGUAUUUCCUCUAAAUCCAAUGCAUCACCUUUCUGAUAAGGUUGAUGAUAGAUACUUUGUCUUGAACAUUGUUAUUACAAAAAUAUUUUUGCAUUAUAGUGAGUGGAUUUGCCCUCCUGCUGUCUUGUUGGAGAAAUUUCUAGAAUUUAUAGAAAAUGCGCUUCUUGACAAGAGCUGCAGCGACACACGGUCUGGUAAAGCUGUUUGGGAAAAACAUUUACUUUUAUUGCUACCUUUUCUUCCAAAACUUUUGCUGCAAAUGACAAGUGAUUGGAAGCAUCGUCUUUUUCAGGCAUUUACCAAGACAUUUGAGGAUAGCAACCCAGAGUCUUCUCUUAAGUUGGCCUGUCUUUCUGCUAUUGAAGAAAUGCUUGUUCCUAGAGAUGACAUGGUGUUCCUAGAUGCAAGUGAUCCCUUAUUUGAAUAUCAGAUUACGUGGAUAAGAGCCCUGCCCCAGUUGCUUGUCCUGCUAGAUGAUGAGCACCCAUCCUCCACCCAGGUUGUGUUGAAAAUUCUACUUUGCCUGGGAAAAUGUUCUUACUUGAAUUCUACUGUUGCCUGGGAAUUUGAGAACAUGCAGUACACACUUCAUAAGUUCUAUAGCUCGUUUCAAGAGGAAGGAGACAUAAUUUAUGGUCCUUUUGUAAGGCUUUCCAGGGAUUCUCAAGAACUAUCUGUCUGCUGCCUUUACUAUUUCUCUAACUUGGGCCCUCUGCUGCUGAAGUCUAUAGCUUUUUGUUGCCUAUGUCCUGAGUUAGACCCAUUUAUGCUACUUAGAAUCAUAGAGGUUCUGCAUUCUGCCUUCAGUGUUGGACAUAUCCAGAUUGCUGACAACAUCAGUUUCGUCAUCACUUUAAUCUCCCGUUUUAGAGUUUUUCCUGAAAUUAUGCAUCCUGCUUUAGAGAGAGAUGUGAAAAUCUCAAAUUGUGGAACUUUCAAGCUGCUCACCAAUGCUGUCUGCUCAUGCCUGUCACAGAUGGGUGAUAAUUCCCUUGUUUUCCAGCUUCUAGAGAAAGCAAUAAUUAACCAACUAUUACUAAAGCCUCCUCUAGACAAUGCAUGUGCCAUGCUGAGGAUGCUUGUUACGCUAGACUCUAAACCCACAAUGCUUUCAGAACAGGGUGUCAUCACUCUAAGCGAGUAUCUCUCAGGAUAUCUAGUUGAUGUUGCUCAUUGCAUCCCAGAAGAUGAUGAGAUUACUGGCCCUACUUGUACACGGACAUGCCGGUAUUAUAUUCUACCUUGCUUUUUCUUGUUUGAUAGAAGCCACAAGUUAUUGGAACUUGUGUUGAACAAGAUGGGGUCACUGAUAACUCAAAGCAGUUCGUCAACCUUAGAUCAUAUCUAUCUUCAAUAUGCAAUGGACCGAUCAAAGAGGAUAGAUGCAGUUGUUUCUGCAAUUUUGUUGAUGCAUAAGGAUGCUAAAGUUCGAAAAAUUGUUUCUUUGUUCAAGGAAGAGGUGGUCCAUAUUUUACAGAGCAUAAUGUGUGUGCAGUCUGCAGAGGUAGCCAACCUAAAUAUUGAAGAAAGGCACAAAAUACAAUGUGCAUACGAUCAAUUAAAGAUGGUCACACGUAUGCUACCUAAUAGAGUAUCAGCUAUUUAAUCGGAUGUACAUGACCAACUAAUGAAGCUAGAUGUGUGCAGCUUCUACAUAUGGCAUACACACACACAAUACAUGCAAUCAAAUCAAGAUAAUGCAUUGCUCAUGAGUUAUGAGAAUGGUAUAAGCCUAUGAACCUUGUUAUGAUUCAGCUGAUAUAUGUAAAUCCAGGGCAUGCACAUCUGCAAUUUUGAGUUCUCUGCUGGAUUACCACCCUUGUUUCCAUUUUUAUUUUGUUGGAAGAGAAAAAGAUGUUCGUCGAAGAUGUUCUUUUGCGGCAUUUUGAUUGAUUGUAUAUAAGAGUGAAAUUUUGUGGGAAUUUUUUUGAAGGGUUUAAUUAACAGUGUCAGGUAAAUUAUAUAUCUGCCAUGGAAAUUUUGGAAGGCAAGGUUUAACAUUUUAUACAAGUUUUACAGCUAGUAUUAUUAACAAUUGUCGA
Molecule: messenger RNA, 3243 nt
Organism: Mangifera indica (mango)
Lineage: Eukaryota; Viridiplantae; Streptophyta; Magnoliopsida; Sapindales; Anacardiaceae
Exons: 20
Coding region: 141-2807 (888 amino acids)
Cellular component (GO): nucleus
Source: RefSeq, a predicted model, not a curated record